GCCAAAUAAACUUUAAUUGCAAUACGUUUUUCGCAAGUUCUGCAAAUCUACUAGAAAUCCAAAGUUUUGCAAAAAAAUUUUUGGAACAUAAUGGAGGAUGGAGGUGGCAAUAGAACAAAAGUUCUUCAAAACACGGGCAAAUUUACGUCGGAUACACGUGCUGAAGGCGAUGACUUCUUCAACGAGGCUGGAUACCGGCAGUCGCGUGAAAACGACAAAAUCGACUCCAAAUAUGGUUUCGACCGUGUAAAAGAUAGCCUUGAGCGUACUGGUUACCUCAUAAAUAUGCACUCGACUGAGAUUUUGGAUGAAGACCGUCGUCUGGUUGCUGCUCUGGAUUUGUUUUUCAUUCAAAUGGAUGGCUCACGCUUCAAAUGUACCGUCGCAUAUAAACCAUAUUUAUUGAUACGACCGGAUGAGAAGCAGUCACAUGAAGUGGCACGUUUUCUAAGUCGCAAAUACUCUGGCCAAUUGGCAAAUGUGGAACACAUAAGUAAAGAGGAUCUCGACUUGGCAAAUCAUUUAGUGGGUAAAAAACAACACUUUCUCAAACUAUCAUUUCUAAAUCAAACUGCUAUGACGAAAGUGCGUCGUGAAUUAAACGCAGCGGUCAAACGUAAUUUGGAACGUGAGAAAUCCAACACAUUUUAUAUGCAAAUGUUGUCGUCUUCACUGGCUGCAUCCAAUAUCGGUAGUGAUGGUGAAAUUAAAAAACAAAUGGAUUAUAUGGAUCUUAUAUUGGACAUACGCGAGCAUGACGUGCCUUAUCAUGUGCGUGUCUCAAUUGAUUUAAGCAUAUUUUGCGGUCAAUGGUACAAUAUACGCUGCCGUAGCGGUGGUUUGGAAUUACCAAUAAUAACACAACGUCCGGAUUUGCUCGAGCGACCUGAGCCGGUAGUUUUAGCUUUUGAUAUUGAAACCACAAAAUUACCGUUAAAAUUUCCGGAUGCACAAACCGAUCAGAUUAUGAUGAUUUCAUAUAUGAUUGAUGGUCAAGGUUAUCUUAUAACAAAUCGUGAAAUAAUUUCCACAGAUGUAGAUGACUUUGAAUAUACACCGAAACCAGAAUUCGAAGGCAAUUUUAUCGUGUUUAAUGAAAAGAAUGAAAUGUAUUUGAUACAGAAAUUUUUCGACCACAUAAUGGAGGUGCGUCCACAUAUUGUGGUGACAUAUAACGGUGACUUCUUCGACUGGCCAUUUGUUGAGACGCGUGCUGCUGUCUAUGAUUUAGACAUGAAACAGGAGAUUGGUUUCUCAAAACUCCGAGAUGGUUUUUAUUUGAGUCGCCCCGCUAUACAUAUGGAUUGUCUGUGUUGGGUAAAACGUGAUUCCUAUCUACCAGUCGGUUCGCAAGGUCUAAAAGCGGUAGCGAAGGCUAAAUUGCGUUACGAUCCAGUUGAGCUGGAUCCAGAAGAUAUGUGUCGCAUGGCUGUAGAGCAACCACAAGUUUUGUCUAACUACUCAGUGUCGGACGCGGUAGCCACCUACUACUUGUAUAUGAAAUACGUACAUCCUUUCAUUUUUGCCUUGAACACAAUCAUUCCUAUGGAACCAGAUGAAAUUUUACGCAAGGGUUCGGGCACGCUGUGUGAAACUUUACUUAUGGUGCAAGCUUAUCAUGCCAACAUUGUAUAUCCCAACAAGCAACAGAAUGAGCUAAAUAAAUUGUCGAAUGAGGGUCAUGUAUUGGAUUCGGAAACUUACGUUGGCGGCCAUGUAGAAGCGCUAGAGUCGGGCGUCUUUCGUGCGGAUAUACCAUGUCGUUUUCGUCUCGAUCCAAAUAUGGUCAAUCAACUAAAAGAUAAUGUAACCAAAGUGUUAGUACAUGCCAUUGAGGUGGAAGAGGGUGUGCCAAUAGAUAAGGUGACGAAUUUAGAGGAGGUGAAUAAAGAAAUAACACAAGCGUUGCAAGGACUCCAUGACAUACCCAAUCGUCUGGAACAACCUGUCAUAUACCAUUUGGACGUUGGUGCUAUGUAUCCUAAUAUCAUCCUUACCAACCGCCUGCAACCCUCGGCUAUGGUCAGUGAAACCGAUUGUGCCGCUUGCGAUUUUAACAAGCCAGGCGCUAAAUGUAAGCGCGUCAUGGAUUGGCUGUGGCGUGGAGAGAUGUUGCCAGCGACACGAAAUGAGUUUCAACGCAUACAACAACAAUUGGAAACAGAAAAAUUUCCACCACUUUUUCCGGGCGGACCGAAUCGUGCUUUCCAUGAGCUCUCACGCGAAGAUCAGGCCGCCUAUGAGAAGAAACGUCUCAGUGAUUAUUGUCGUAAAGCUUAUAAAAAGACUAAAAUUACAAAAUUGGAAACACGAACCUCCACCGUUUGUGAGCAGGAGAACAGUUUCUAUGUGGACACAGUGCGCGCUUUUCGCGAUCGUCGUUACGAGUACAAGGGGCUCACAAAGGUGGCGAAGGCAGCUGUCAAUGCUGCGCUGUCGUCUGGUGAUGCUGCUGAGAUUAAAGCAGCGAAGGGUAGAGAAGUGCUGUAUGAUUCGUUGCAAUUGGCACACAAGUGUAUUUUAAACUCUUUCUACGGUUAUGUGAUGCGAAGGGGUGCACGUUGGCAUUCUAUGCCAAUGGCGGGCAUUGUAUGCUAUACUGGUUCGAACAUAAUCACAAAGGCGCGUGAGAUAAUCGAACGUGUCGGACGCCCAUUAGAGUUGGAUACUGAUGGUAUUUGGUGUAUUCUGCCCGGUUCGUUUCCACAAGAGUUUACGAUACAGACGACACACGAAAAGAAAAAGAAAUUCAACAUCUCCUAUCCCAAUGCGGUGUUGAACACAAUGGUGAAAGAGUAUUUUACAAACGAUCAGUACCAUGAAUUGGUUAAGCCCGCACAAGAUGGCAAAUUGCCGGAAUAUCGCAUACGUGAGGAGAAUUCAAUUUUCUUUGAGGUGGAUGGUCCCUACUUGGCUAUGGUAUUGCCGGCUGCAAAGGAAGAGGGUAAAAAGCUGAAGAAACGUUAUGCUGUCUUCAAUUUCGAUGGUUCACUUGCUGAGUUGAAAGGUUUCGAGGUGAAACGUCGUGGUGAAUUGCAGUUAAUUAAGAACUUUCAAAGUUCAGUCUUCGAAGCUUUCUUGGCAGGCAAUACUUUAGAGGAAUGCUAUGCUUCUGUCGCCAAAGUCGCUGACUACUGGCUGGAUGUGCUUUAUAGUCGCGGUUCUAAUCUACCCGAUUCGGAACUUUUUGAUUUAAUCGCCGAAAACAAAUCAAUGUCCAAGAAACUUGAAGAUUAUGGUGAACAAAAGAGUACUUCCAUUUCCACAGCCAAGCGUUUGGCUGAAUUUUUAGGCGAUCAGAUAGUCAAAGAUGCAGGUUUGGCUUGCAAGUAUAUAAUUUCGAAGAAACCAGAAGGUGCACCCGUCACAGAGCGUGCGAUUCCGCUGGCUAUUUUCCAGUCGGAGCCGAAUGUGCGUCGUUACCAUUUGCGCCGCUGGCUGAAGGACAGCACAAUGGGCGAUGCGGAUAUACGUGAUGUGCUGGACUGGAACUAUUACAUCGAACGUCUGGGUGGCACUAUACAAAAAAUCAUCACCAUACCAGCAGCGUUGCAAGGACUUUCGAAUCCGGUGCCGCGCGUUCAACAUCCCGAUUGGUUGCACAAGAAAAUACUCGAAAAGAACGAUGUGCUCAAGCAGCGACGCAUCAAUGAAAUGUUCAUGCCGAAAGCGAAAACAGCGCGCGAAAUACGUGGCACUAGCGAGGUAGCCGAUAUGGAGGAUUUGGUAGCCAGAAAUACUGCUGAAGGUUCGCUCGACGGGCGACCUGUUGUAACGAAACGCAAGCGCGUGAAUUCGGGUGAAGACGAGGAGACAGAAGAUGUAGCUAACAAGGCAGCCGAAGCGGCAACAUGGCGUCAAGCGUUAGGCGCGCCACCAGCAAUUGGCACAACGCGCGCCGAAAUUAUCGAAUGGGUGCGUUUUCAAAAGAAAAAAUGGGCGUGGCAGUUAGAGCGCCGUUUACGCGUGCGCCAAGCCAACAAGAGGCCACGCAACGAACAAACAUUGGCCCCACUAAUGCCAAGUGGCAGAGAUGGCGUUACAGCCACCGGUACAAUAGGCGGCUUCUUGCGACGCGCACAACGCGCGCUCAUCGAUCACGUGUGGCAUGUAUUGCAAAUAGUGGCAAAUGAUGAUAUGGGUCAUUUCACGGUGUGGCUAAUGAUUGGUGACGAACUGCAUCGCAUCAAGUUGACGGUUCCGCGUAUUUUCUAUGUAAACCAACGCAGCGUGGCGCCACCCGAAGAUGGCCAAUUGUGGAAGAAAGUCAACCGUGUGCUACCACGCGCCCGCCCCGUCUAUAAUCUAUAUCGUUAUAGCGUGCCGGAACAGGUGUUCAAGGAUAAUUGUCUAGGUAUGCUGGCCGAUUUGGCGACGCCUGAUAUUGAGGGUAUCUAUGAGACACAAAUGUCUUUAGAGUUUCGCGCUCUCAUGGAUAUGGGUUGCAUGUGUUCGGUUCAGCGCCAGGAGGCGCAACGUUUGGCCGCGCUCGCCACCAAAGACUUGGAUAGCUUCUCGAUUGAACAGCUGGAGCAACGCUUGCAGGGUCACACAUACUUGAAAGAUUCUCAACACAAAUUGCGUAAAAUAUAUCUUUAUCAACAUAACACGCCAACAGCCAAAAAGGAAAUAUGGGGCCUCUUUCUUUUGUCUAGCAGAAAGGCGCUAAUCUUCGCGUUAGACACAGUGCGCACCAAUCAAAUGCCAAAUAUGCGCACACUAUACACAGCCGAACGCUUGGCGCUGAUCAAAACUAUGAAAGAUGCGGCUGAAAUAGAACGUUUGCCACCGGAAGAGUUCACGUUCGAAGUGCUCAUCGAAGUAGAUGUGAAGCAGAUCUAUCGCCACAUCCAACGCGCGCUUACCGCCUAUAAGGAUGAGAAACGCGGUCCCUCCAUGCUAUACGUGCAAACGGCUACGGAAGCGCGUAAGCUGAACUCGGCAAUGCCUGUCUUACUUGACUUCCCUCAGGCGCUCAUACACAUCACAGACGACGCGUCCCUUUUGUCGGGUUUGGAUUGGCAGCGUCAGGGUUCACGUGCAUUGGUGCGGCACUUUUUGCAUUUGAAUAGUGUGGUCGAGAUGAUGUUGGAUCAGUGUCGUUACUUUCAGGUUCCCAUCGGUAAUAUGCCACCCGACACAGUGCUCUUCGGCGCGGAUCUAUUUUUUGCGCGCAUUCUACAGCGCAAUAAUUUCGUGCUCUGGUGGUCGACCACUACACGACCGGAUUUGGGUGGUCGUGAGGCCGAUGACAGUCGUCUAUUGGCUGAAUUUGAAGAGAGUAUUACGGUCGUACAGAAUCGACCGGGUUUCUAUAGUGAUGUGUGUGUAGAGCUGGCGCUUGAUAGCUUGGCCGUUAGCGCCUUGCUACAAUCAAAUCGCAUACAAGAGAUGGAGGGUGCCAGCUCGGCUGUAACUUUCGAUGUGAUACCACAAGCUUCGUUGGAAGAAAUGAUUGGCACCGUGCCCGCUGCAACGCUACCCAGUUAUGAUGAAACAGCGCUGUGCUCCGCCGCCUUUCGUGUGCUGCGGCAUAUGGUUAACGGUUGGUUGCGGGAAGUAGCACUGAAUCAGAAUAUCUUCGCUGAUUUCCAAUUGAUACAUUUCUAUCGUUGGGUGCGUUCUUCAAACGCAUUAUUGUACGAUCCGGCAUUACGACGUACCUUGAAUAAUUUAAUGCGUAAAAUGUUCUUGCGCAUUGUGGCGGAGUUCAAGCGUUUGGGCGCGACAAUUAUCUAUGCCGACUUCAACCGCAUCAUACUUAAUUCGGGCAAGAAGACGGUGGCUGAUGCUUUGGGCUAUGUGGAGUAUGUAGUGCAGAGCUUACGCAAUAAGGAACUAUUCCAUUCGAUACAGUUGUCCUAUGAGCAAUGCUGGAAUUUCAUGCUGUGGCUCGAUCACGCCAACUACGCAGGCAUACGUGGUCAGCUGCCGCCGGGCGUAACGAGUGACACUGUUUUGUGUGGUGUUGAUGAUGACGAUGAAGAUGGCGAUAAGACAAAUAGCAAAUCGAAGACUAAGCGCCGCACCAAUGAUGACGAAGAGGAGGACGAAGAUGAUAUCGAAGAGAUUGUGCGUCCAGAGGCAGAUGAAAUCGGUACAGCCGACGGUGAAAGUGAGCAACAGCUGUCACUGGAAUUGAACUGGACUAUUGGUGAACAUCUGCCUGAUGAAAAUGCUUGCCGUGAGAAAUUCGAAACGCUGCUCACUUUGUUUAUGCAAUCCUUGGCCGAAGGCAAAGACACCAGACAAGCUAUUAAAGAUAUAUCACAUCCCGCUUUUGAUUUUGUAUCGAAAUUGCAUAAAAAUUACAACAAAGGUCGACCAAGUCCGGGUUUAGACUUGACGCGUGCCGUAGUGAAAGCGUUGAGUGUUGACAAGGGUUUGACCGACGAUGUGAAUGAGUUGCGACGUAACAUGUUACGACUCGUGGGUAUUGGCGAGUUCUCGGAUCUUGCCGAGUGGAAAGAUCCAAGCGACACUUACACCAUUGCUGAAGUGAUUUGUAAAGCAUGUAACCAUUGUCGUGAUUUGGACUUAUGCAAAGACAAACAUCGAGCAAUGAAGGACGGCAUCCCUGUUUGGUUGUGUGCACAAUGUUUCGUAGCGUAUGAAAAUGAGGAGAUCGAAAUGCGCAUUAUCGACGUGGUGCAACGCAAAGUCAUGUCCUAUGUACUGCAGGAUUUAAGAUGCGCACGUUGCAAUGAAAUAAAACGUGAAAAUCUCGCCGAGUUCUGUCCCUGUGCUGGCGAAUUCGUGCCACUUAUAAACGGUCGUGAAAUCAAAGGACUGCUAAGUACCUUCCGACGUGUCGCGGAAUAUCACAAAAUGCAACUGCUGCAGGAGACAGUGGAACAAGUCAUAGCGACGUAACCCGUUAUAUUCUAACUUAAAUCUACUUUUAAGUACGUUUUACUACU
Molecule: messenger RNA, 6920 nt
Organism: Bactrocera latifrons
Lineage: Eukaryota; Metazoa; Arthropoda; Insecta; Diptera; Tephritidae
Gene: DNApol-epsilon255
Product: DNA polymerase epsilon catalytic subunit A
Exons: 7
Coding region: 91-6873 (2260 amino acids)
Biological process (GO): DNA replication proofreading; base-excision repair, gap-filling; DNA replication
Cellular component (GO): epsilon DNA polymerase complex; nucleus
Molecular function (GO): DNA binding; nucleotide binding; zinc ion binding
Source: RefSeq, a predicted model, not a curated record